CUGGGAUCUUUAUUACAUAAGACUCCCUCAAGUCAUUGCACGUGGACACACACCUGGCCGUUACCCGUGAGUGUGUGUAUGGCCUGCCAGUUGUCUAUGACAGCGAGAGGUCUAACUGGAGAUCUUUAGGCCAGAAGUGUGACCGUUUGGAUCAUCACGAGAGUGUGAGAAGCAUGAUUGCUGAAGAGUUUGGUGUGGUUUAUUUAUAGGCUCUGCAUCAGCAGCAGUCACAGUGCUGCAAAUGAAGCCCUUCAGAGAGAGAGAGAGAGAGAUGCAUGUGACAACGGCGGUCCACUGAGGUCUAUAUUGAAUCAGACGAGAGUUUUACCGUCUUCUGCACGCGGAUCCGCGGAGGAAACCAGCAACAGCUCUCGCGGAAAGAGGAGAUUUAACACGGUCAAAAAGAGGCUGAAGGAAAGAAAGAAGCCGCGAAAUCGAGAAAUAAGGAUGCUCUUACAGAUGUAGUUUGUGGGUGUGAAGCUGUCUGUCGCACAUCAGCUGGUUUUCUGUCACUGGUUUUCAACUAUUGAGCACCGGUGUUCGGUUGCAAUGUCAGUGCAGGAGUUUGUAUUUUUCAGGAUAAUUCCCACACCAUAAAAAGAGAUUUGGAUUGUGGGAAUGUGUGCAGAAACUCUCCUGCACUAAUAAAUGCGUAUCGACUAGUGCGUUCAAGGCGUUAUCUAAAAUACAGUCUGAAGUCAUAAGCCAUGGCUCUAAGGCCCACCCUCAUCUUCAUUCUCUUACUGAUUGGCUGCUGCGCUCUUGAGGACCCGCCCAAGGUUACAGCCCCGCCCCCUCCUCAUGGAUGUGGCGCUACAGUGGACACGCCCUACAGAGUUUUGUGCGAUCUGGAGUCCGUGUGGGGCGUGGUGCUGGAGGCCAUAGCGUGCGGCGGUACCAUAUUUGCUUUGAUUCUAGCUGUGAUUCUUUUAGCCAAGCUGAAAACGGUAACGGAACCGGAGAAGCGAUGUGGCGUCGGUCCCCUCCUCCUCCUAUUGGCCGGAACCAUGGGUCUCUUCAGCCUAUCGCUGGUGUUCUUGGUGGGGCGUGGCGAAGUGCUCUGCAUUGUGCGCCGCGGGCUGUGGGGGGCGCUGUUUGCAAUGUGUUUCUCCUGUCUGCUGGUGCAGGGAGUGCGACUGAAGAAGCUGGCUGGAGGGAGGCGGAGCCCAGCAGGCAGCUCUCUCGCCGGAUUGGCGUUUACACUCACUAUGGUUCAAGGCAUCAUUGCUGGAGAGUGGCUGCUGCUUACGGUGGUCCGUGAGGGACAUGCAGCCUGCGAUUACCUGCCUCUAGACUUUGUGUUGGUGUGUAGCUAUGCUCUAGCGUUGUUGCUAGCGGCCAGCAUGUUGUCGUUGGCUGUGGUGUUGUGCGGAGGAAGCAACAGAGAGGAGUCGAGCAGGAAGACGAUGAAGUGGAGAUGCAGCGCUGUCUGGCUUUUCCUCUCAUGUCUGUCCUCGCUUCUCCUCUGGGUCGCCUGGCUCGGUCUCUAUCUCUACGGCGAUGCCACCAUCACGACCGUAGCAAAGGAUUGGGACGAGCCGGCAUUAGCAGUUGCCUUGGUGACCGAGGGUUGGGUGCUGCUGUUAUUUCACGCUAUCCCAGAAAUGCACCUGUGCUUGCGUCCAUCCAGUCAGAGGAACGCAGACACCGGGCAGAACUACUAUGACACCCCUCAGCCGCCAACGGCACAAAGUUAUCAUGACGACGAGCGGCCAACCAAUCCCAGAGCUCCGUUCACAGAGAGUCAGGCAUACACUGUAGAGGAGCACAGUGCAGUUCUGCAGACGGGAGGUUAUCAUAACGGAUUGAUACGUCCCGCUGUGCCGUUCCGGAGUCACGUUUACCAGCCCACUGAGAUGGCCCUGCUCAUGAACUCAGGACCGAUCCCAACAGCCCCUCCAAACUUCACAGGGAGGCAUCUGUGGUGGGAGCGGUUACCAUGGCAAUAAUGUCCUCUUCUGCCCCCAGAAAGGAUUGAUUUCAGGCGAUUCACAGGGUCAAAAGGCACUUUAUUAAGGUUCCAUGUUAAUCAUUUGGAAAUGCUCCUCUAAUAAAAAAGCUGAUUUCAUUUAACGGACAUUUUCAACAUGGGAGCAGGCUAAUUUUGCACAUGUUCUCUAGUAAGUGCUUACUACAAAAUAAAUGACGUGCUGCAUAUUCGAUAUCACUCUGGUGAUGUCUGUUUAGAUUACAUGAAUCAGACAAAUCGAGGACCUGUACGAAUUUACAUAAAUAGAGAUGUGUGAAAGAGAAAGGAGAGGGAGUGUUAAAGUCAACAUGAAACGCUGGUAACAGACCCAAGUGCUUACAUAAUGCGACGCAUUUCUGAGUGUGAGAGAAUAAAUGUCAUUCAUUCAUUUAUUCAAUGUGAAUUUAUUUACAGUUUUUGGGACAGUCAGGGAAAGAUAAGAGGGAUCUGAAAUGUCAGCUAAAAAAAAAAGAAGCAUAUUAUUUCAAAGAAACACACAGAUGAAUUAUUCACAAUCUAACCAGAAAUGUGUAUUUAAGGAAGUAAAAAGGGUCAGUUAUUGUCAUGUUGUGACACAGAUUAUUUCAUUAAUUUCUAGCCUUGGCAACUCUUCUACCUGCAUUCCACUUUAAAUAUAUAAUCAAACUCUAUCACUUUGAAAUGUAUUGAAUUGAUUUGAACUGUUUUGUAUUAAAUUGUUCAGUUGGUAUCUUCUUUUUAAACCUUUUUUAAUUCGAUCUUUUAGUUGGUUUUGAUAUCACGUUUGAUGUUUUUUCCAAUCUUUGCACGCUUGAUAGUCAGUCCUUAUGAUGCAGUGGAUGGGAUUCAUCUAU
Molecule: messenger RNA, 2802 nt
Organism: Sinocyclocheilus anshuiensis
Lineage: Eukaryota; Metazoa; Chordata; Actinopteri; Cypriniformes; Cyprinidae
Product: G-protein coupled receptor family C group 5 member B-like
Exons: 4
Coding region: 708-1949 (413 amino acids)
Biological process (GO): G protein-coupled receptor signaling pathway
Cellular component (GO): plasma membrane; signaling receptor complex; extracellular exosome
Molecular function (GO): G protein-coupled receptor activity; protein kinase binding; protein kinase activator activity
Source: RefSeq, a predicted model, not a curated record